Messenger RNA from Rhopilema esculentum, 1632 nucleotides. Lineage: Eukaryota; Metazoa; Cnidaria; Scyphozoa; Rhizostomeae; Rhizostomatidae. The record is from RefSeq and is a predicted model, not a curated record.
AAGAAGCAAAAAGCGACUGGUACUGUUGUGGUAGUAAAACCAGCAUAUGGAAAUGGCCAAGUACUUGGUUUAUGCGAGACCACUUUCUUACAAUACGAUGUUCACUCGAGUCGAGCAGUCAGCCAAGACAUCUUCACAUCUCUGUUUGAGUGUACUCCUGUAAAGGUGGAUGCCAUUUUAGGAGGUAUUGAUUUCGACGAGCUACCAGAGUUGAAACAAAGUGACUUGCAAAUACUGCAAGAUAUCCAGGAGAAAGAACAAAAUCAAAAUACCAGCACUGGCGAUGAAAAGCAGUGUCCUACGUCCUCACUGAGCAAGGAUACCCUAGAAUCCGGGAAGCUAGAGAGUAACACAAUUAGGGAAAGCCGUACCGAGGUGUGGGGCUCAAUUGCUGGCAGCUCACGAGAUAGCCAAGAAACAAUAAUAAGUGACAAGACAAGGGAUGAUGCAGAAGAGAAGUCUUUUUUGAAAAAAGAAGUUCGCACAAAUAGCACCUUGAAUGAAUCUUCACUGCAGUGCUUAUCUCCAUCGUUAUCUUUUGAAAGUGAAGACUCGGGGUCAACAAAAGACAGUGAAGACAGUCAGAGUCAAAAAAGCUACAAGUCAAAGAAAAAAGCUCCAGCAGCCAAAAAGAAGAAAGUAAUGCUAGAUGAUUUUCUUUGGCAGCUGUUACAAGAUGAAAAAUAUAUUGCAUACAUACAGUGGACCCUCAAAGAAAGAUUAGAGUUCAAAUUUAGUCGUCCAGAAAUGGUGGCAAAGCUGUGGGGGGACUUUAAAAAUAGGAAAAGAAUGACUUAUGAGAAACUUUCACGUGGGUUGAGGUAUUAUUACCAUUCGAAGAAACUUGAAAGAAUCCAACACAAACAUUACCAUUUUAGAUUUUUACAAAGAAGCUUAGAUGAAAUCUGAGUUGUUUCAAGAUGAUUUGUUACCAGCACUUGUGUCACAAUGUUGUCAAUAUGUAAAACAAUUUAAACCCUAUCUCUAUUUGCUAUUUAGUUGUUUUUUAUAAAAAGCUAAAAAAAUUUGCAUCCCAGACCACCUUGAAAUACUAUUUCUGAAAUUUUUCUCUAAGAAAUAUUAACUGUGAUUUCACGUUACCAAUUUAGAGGUUUAUUUCUGAGAAUUUCUAAAUAGUAGCAUAAAGCUUUCACAUCAGUCCCUCUUUGCAAUAACAGAGGUUGCAUGAAGAUUGUUGCCCAACAUUUGCACAUCAUACUGACCAGGACUGAGGGAUAACUUUUUCAACCUUUGGGCCAUAAUCAACAACAAUUAGAAACAUUGAUAAUGUUUAUUUGUAAAAAGGGACAAAAUUUUCCAUUUAAAAUGUAUUAGAGGGCAAAGUCCUUUGGUCCCUCUCAAUUUCAUGCCACCUCUGCUGCCAGCAUAAAAGCAUUACUUAGCAUUUUCAGAGCUGUUAUGCCUUUUUCUGUUUUUCUAUCUACUUCUCCAAAUCUGUGGCACCAUUUUUAAAACAACCCCAUGCUCAUUUUGUUUCCAUGACAAUGGUGGCAAAUGUUCAGUGCUUGAGUAUUACUUCAAAGUUGUGAACAUUUUGCUAAGUUGUAAACAUUUUGCUAAGGAAUCUUCUUGAAGUAAUGUAAAAUAUUUGAUUAAUUACUGCUUCAAUAA